Pangasianodon hypophthalmus (striped catfish) is the source of this 7698-nucleotide messenger RNA. RefSeq names its product TSC complex subunit 1b (gene tsc1b). Bases 225 to 3845 code for a protein of 1206 amino acids. The record is from RefSeq and is a predicted model, not a curated record. Gene Ontology annotation, cellular component: TSC1-TSC2 complex. Gene Ontology annotation, biological process: negative regulation of TOR signaling; regulation of cell cycle; negative regulation of cell population proliferation. NCBI's taxonomy places the organism in Eukaryota, Metazoa, Chordata, Actinopteri, Siluriformes, Pangasiidae. The transcript has 22 exons.
GGAUUAUUUUCUCUCUGCAGGCGCGGAAGGGCGUUGCAGUGGGAGGGGUGUGAGGCGGCUAAGAUGGCGGCGCCCUGUUGAGUGCAGUUGCUUUAACGGUGGUGCCUGGAGACUGCGUCGGUGGGCGGCCCAGGGACCCUGACAGCAGGCAGAGAGAGUGACAUCUGAAAGCCCCUCCCCUCCACCUCGGCCACGACCCCUACACCACCACCACCACCACCACCAUGGCCAGGGAACAGCUCAACGUGGGCGACCUGCUCCCUCUCCUGGAGACCUCUGAUCUCCAACAGCUUGAGGAAAUCAAAGGUCUCAUCAAUGAACACCUCAAUACAGAACGAGGGUCCGUGCUCCUGAAUGGCUUGGUGGAUUAUUUCCUGGAGACCAACUCGAGUCCAGCAUUGCACAUUCUUUGUUCAGUGAGGGAGCCACAUGACAAGCACCUUUUUGAUAAGAUGAACGAGUGCAUGGCUAAGCCGGCAUGUCGUCUGCCUACCCUCAACCUCCUGGGCCACGUGGUGCGCAAACAGCCGUCCUGGAUUCAUAAGAUCGCCCGCUACCCUCUGCUGCUCUCGCUGCUCAAGUGUCUCAAGACGGACACAGAUGUGGUGGUUCUCAUAACUGGAGUGCUGGUGCUUGUCACCCUGUUACCCAUGAUCCCUCAGGCAGGGAAGCAGCAUCUGUAUGAGUUUUUUGAUGUUUUUGGACGCCUGGCUGCCUGGAACCUAAGGAACCCAGGCCACGUUUCAGAGGUGUUCCUGAUCCACCUGCACGCCAGCGUCUACUCACUCUUCCACCGCCUGUACGGCAUGUACCCCUGCAACUUCAUCUCCUACCUGCGCUCUCAUUACAGCAUGAAGGAGAACAUGGACACGUUCGAGGAGGUGGUUAAGCCGAUGCUGGAACACGUCCGCAUACACCCUGAACUAGUGACUGGAACUAAGGACCAUGAGCUGGACCCUACCAGAUGGAAGAGGUUUGAGAUCCAUGACAUCGUGAUUGAAUGUGCCAAAGUGUCUCUGGACCCUCGGGAGGCAUCCUGUGAAGAGGGCUAUGCCACCCUGCCUGAGCACUUCUGUGCCAACCUGCACAUGCGUGCCCCUGAUUGCACUGCCAGUCCCUACACUGACCUGCACAGCAGUUAUGGAAGUUCAUCCUCCAAUCACUAUUCCACACCGCGGCAGUCUGUCCUUCCUCCUCUGCCGCUGUCCUCUCUCUCAGGGACACAGCUGGCUCAUCGCAGUCCCCCCAGCACCCACCGGCCGAGCUCUACAUGUGAAUUCAACUUCAUCUAUGGCGUUAAGGACACUCUCUGGAGCCCCUCUUCCCUCUGUGGGAUGGCCACCCCGCCUUCCUCAAGAGGAAUGUCACCGAACCCUGAGCUAUCCCAGAGUGCACUUCACUUAUCUGGUCGCUUUUACAGCACACCAGGAGGUGGUAAAGGCACCCCAUGUUCCAGCACUCCAGCAGCAUCAUCUCCUCCUCCCAGCCUCUCAGACGAGCUACCUUCUGCCUCCUUAACCCACAGUACGCCUAGCCUGCAGUGGAAGGAUAAUAGACCUGUAGACCCCACCAAACCACCCUUGCUGAGGCAGGAGCAAAUCAGAGAUCUUGAGAAAUCAGGGGGUGACGUGACCAAUCACAGAGAUGGCGGGGCUAAGAACAUGUCCAUGACACUGACCGAGUUAUCCGUCUACAUGAAGGAGCAGGAGCAGCUGCGGCUGGGCAAGGAGAGGGAGGAGGCUGCCAUCACAGAGGAGCUGAUGAAGCUGACCGAUGAGAAGCGGGACACAUCUGGCGCACGUGGCUUUGACUCUCCCUUCUUCCACACCACAGAGACUCUCACUGGUGCCCAAGAGAAGCCCCCACCAACUUUCACCCACCUCCGUGACCCCCACCAUGCUGUCUCCACGCCUGAUAAGAUCGACAUGCGGGCUUGGUGCAGAGGCCCAGGCAGCCGUACGGCGUCUCAGGAGCAGCCAUGGUCCUUCCAGCCACUCUUCACCCCAAUAGAACUGCGGCACCACAGCCCCAGCGCAGAGGAUGAGGCUCUGAAAAAUACACCACACUCACCCAGUCCAGGCACAGCACCGCCAUCACUGCCUUAUGAGGCUCUCUUUGACCUGGCACUGCCUCGUGCCGCUUCCCUGUUCAUGAGCCGCAGGAGCUCAGAGGCACUGGAGAGAGCGGCGAUGCAAGGCAUGGUGGGAGUGGCGGAUGAAGGCCAUGGAGUAAUGUCAGCAUCUCCUCUAGAGGUGCUUGAUCGCCUGGUGCAGCAAGGCAGUGAUGCUCAUGACAGGGUGCUGAAGCGAUUGCCCCUGCCAAGCAAGUCAGCUGACUGGACUCACUUUGGAGGCUCUGCACCUCUGGAUGAACUCCAGACGCUGCGCAGUCAGCUGCUGUUGCUACAUAACCAGCUGUUGUAUGAGCGUUAUAAGCGUGAGCAGCAUGCAGUGCGAAACCGCCGACUACUGCGCAGAAUCAUCAACGCCACUGCAUUGAAGGAACAGAAUAAUGCAAUGAAGGACCAGCUGAACCUGCAGUGUGUGGAUAUCAUGUCUCUGCGUGAGAGCCUACACAUGGAACAGCAGCGCUACAGGCAGCUCUGGGAUGAACGGGAGACUGUGGUCACGUGCCUACACAGUCAGAUCUGCCAACUUCAGCAGGAUCGCGAUGACUACUACACCAAAUACCAGGAGUUACAGAGUAAGAUGCAGGAGUGCCAGAAGAGGAUGGGGGAGAUGGAGGCUGAGCUACAGAAGGCGAAUAACAAGGUGUGCCAUACGGGGCACCAGCUGAAUCAGCUCACCACCAAGUUGUCCUCGAGUGAGAGCACACAGCAGCAGUUGAGCUUCAUGAGCAGACAGUUGCUGCUUUUGGGGGAAGCCCAUAAACUGUGUGUGCAAGAGCUUCAACAAGCAAGUCCAGACCUCAGCAAGGAGGUGCAGAUGGUGCAGGUGUCUUCGAUGAAGGAGGUGGAGCGGCUGAAGCAGAAUCUGCUGCUGCAGUGUCAGAAGCUGGAUGCGGCACAGCAGAGAGUGGCUGAGCUGGAGACGCAACUAUCCAAGAAAGAGCACCUCAUCGCAGAGCAGAAGAAGUUCCUGGAAGACGUCAAGGGACAGGCUAAGGAGGAGCUAAAGGCUUCUGAAAGUAGGUACCAAGCACAGAGGCGUGUGACUCAGGCCCUGCAGAUGGAGCUGUUGCAGCUCUACAGCAGGCUGGAGAUGGAGGCUCCCACUGCCACUGCUGUAGCUUCAUCAGCAGGGGAUUCCACAGACUGCUGCUGUCCCACACAGACCAGUGUGGUGGCAUCAGAUGGACCAAUGAAAACAGCCUCUAAAGAGUGUGGCAAGUCAUCGCCACACAGGAACGGCUUCUCAUCAGGUCAAGCCAAAGCCGGCUCCACUGACCCCAAGUCUAAGUCCUUAAAUGGCAGUCGAGCCACGCCCCCGCCCAUGCUGGUCGAACCACCCCCUGCUUGCCCUGUGGUGCCCUCCUCCACCCCCUCCCUCACCGUUGGCUCCUACCCCAGUGCCAAGAGCUUCCUGGGCAUGCGGGCGCGGGAACUUUUCCGCAACAAGAGCGAGAGUCAGUGUGACGAGGAUUAUGCUCCCCGCCCACAGCUCACUGGCCUAUCACAGGGCCUGAAGACUGAGCUCUGUGUGGAGCCUUCAGUAAAGACUGCAGUAAAGACAGGCCCCGCCUCUUCCACACACGGCCAUGCCUCCAGCAUGGCUGCUAAAGAGCCUGAUGUCUUACAGAGAGCAUCAAAACGGGAAGCAGGAUGGCCGAGACAGCAACAGCUACAUAUCAUGGACUAUAAUGAAACUCAUCAGGAGCACAGCUAGAGAGAGAAAAGCAAGUCGCUAGUAGAUGAAGGAAGCUGCAAGCUGACAUCGGAUUACGCAGGACUCUUUUUUUUUUUUUUUGAUUUCAGUGUUCAUCCUUCUUCAAGUGGACAACAGGAUUUGGAACUUUCAGCUCAUGUUUCUCGUCUCCAAACUGGAUCGGGGCCAGAAUUCAAGUGUCUUCCUGUGUAGAGAUAAAACCUUUCUUUAUUUUCUCCCUCGUUUUCAGUCUUACAAAACCUUACAUCAAAUUAGCAGUAUCAUCAAUGAGUGCCAGUCGAUAGUACAGUGUGGAGUGGAGUGAUUUUGGGGUUACGAGUGCCUCCACAGUGGGACAGUGUGAUAAGAGAACGAUUGGCCUUCUUGUGUCAAGGAGGAGCAACAGUGUGUUCUUGACCCCUUAAAGAACUUAACCUGAAACCAGCUGAUUUUUUUUUAUGUGCCGAAAUCAUGCAUAUCGCAUGUGUAAAAGAAGGAGAGAAAGUGUUUUUUUUAUAUUACUAGAGUUUUAAAAUUAUUUAUUUUUUUGUCUUUUUUUCUCCAUGAUGUCCCAACUUUUGCAAAUUGUUUUUGCUAAUUUAGAAGUAUUAACAUCCGUGAAAUGCAAGAAACAAAACCCACGAUUUUAACAAGUUAAAAGCAAUGCCAGUUCAGCCAAGACCAUACCCGUAUCUGUCUUAGUGUCAUAUAGAGUUUUUCCACAGCACAGCAAGGUAAUUCCACCAAGAGUCAAGUUUACUUUGCUAAGUAUCCAUGCUCAAUAUAGUUACCCUUCUUCCCCAGAUAGCAUUCGUUUCGAGCCGGGAGCCCUCAGAGACCUCUGAUUGGUCAAACAGAACUAGUCACAGAAUCGUCCUGAUAAUAUCUCUGUAAUCACUUUCCAAUGGCCACAUUCUCUCUCUCUCUUUUAACAUUUUAAAUCCAUUUUCAAGUUCAAUAUGAAUCUCAAAUAGUUUUCUUUUCACCGUGUGCUCACUACACAGCGUAUAACACUGAUGGCAUGCACUUCAGGCAUAAAACAAAGCCAUUUGUGAUUCUGCCAUAGAAAAUGUAUGACUCCUUGCAUCAUCUGAUAACAUUAGUGAUCAACAUACGCUCUAUUUUUAGCGAGAUUAAAGUUUUGGCACCCUUGGCUUUGUUUGGGUCGACGCUGCCAUUACAUCAAACUGGCUGUGUCUUACACUCAAUUUUGAGGGAGACAGAUUUGACGAUGCAACACAUUUCACCAACAAACUAGAUGCCCAAAAAUUAAUUUGUGAAUUUUAACCAGUAUUUUAUUGAAUGGUACCCAUUCCUAGUCACCUGAACCUGCAGAACUCCAAACUCCUAGUACUCUCACGGUUAAUGUUAUGUGAACUAAAAUCAACACGGGUAUUCAGCCAGGAUGUGGAUAGUACUAGAUUGAGAUUUGGUGCCGAGCCAAAGUUCCAAGCUGUCUUACAGAAAAUCGCUAAUGUUAACCAACCAUGAAGGCAUUUACACUCUUACAUCUCUUAUUUUUACAACUAAAAUAUGUCCUGGUUUGGGGAUAUUAUCAGGCCUUAAUCUGAGAAAUAACUCUUAUUGGUUAAAAAAAAAAAAAAAAAAAAAAAAAAGUAUUAAUCAGUAUAGGUAUACUAACACUUCAAUAACAUACUUCACAGUUCAGUCAGAACCUCUCUGGUUUAUAAUUCUAAAGUGCAGGCAAACUGCUGAGCCCAAUAAGUAUUCCUUGUUAUCUGGUUAGGUCUCGUAUUUUAUUACAGUUUUCAUAUUUAAAAUGCUGGUGGCAAAAAUCAUUGCACUAACAUACAGUUUAAGAUGUUCUCAUGAUACACAAAAUAUGUAUUAUUAUUUAGGUUUGCUAAGAAAGUGCCAGCAAAACUAGUAUUGCCAUGUUUAUAAAAAUUAUUUUUUUUGUGAUCAGUCUUCAGGUAUAUAGUUUUUUGAAUGUCUGCAAAAAUCAGUAAUUCAGCAAAGAAAGGGGAAUAACAUCCAUUUGAACAUCCAGUGAAUGGAAUAAAAAAAAAAAAAAUCAACAUUACCCAUGAUAUUCAGAAAAAUAGAAUAUAAUUUAUCACAGUAUAAAUAUUAUGUCAUAGUGUUGCCCAAAUCCAAAUGAGAACUAAUCAGAGGUCAUUUGCUUACAUUUCAAUCAGUUUUGCCGGAGCAAAUUGAUACUUCAGUCCAGUAAAACUGACACAGAUGAACGCCGUUUCACUCAGUAUACCUGUGUUUCAUACGUUUACUGUAAUUUUGUCUUCAAAAUACCAAUUUUCAGCCAGACAUUACUCCAUGCCGGUAUUUUAGUGCACUAGAAACGUUUUAUGUUUGCUUAAAGUUUUAAUAUUCUCUGUGUUUUCAUAUCACAUUCAGAUUUUAAUGAAUGCACACAAGACAUACAUCAGUUUCAAUUAGACAUGUGCCAAGUAAGGAAUAAAACACUUUGGGGCAUGAUGAUGGAAAAUAAUGCCAUGUCCCAAAAUGUUGUAUUUCUUUUAUACCACAGCAAUUUGCCAACUGUUACAGGUUUUAUUCAUUAACGAACACAUUGUAAUUUUAGUUUAUAGUUAUAGUUACAUUUAAUGUUGUGGAAAGUCCACAAAACAAGUUAGUUCCUGUUCUCAUUUACGUUACAGCAGCUGUAAAGUCGUUUCCUUACCUCUUAUAUCUCUCUUGAAGUUAAUAAGAUUUAAAAAAUGCAGCACACCAAGUCCUCUUUCCUGAAGACUUUGCAGUGGCGGAAAACUACAGACUGUUACUAAUACUGGAGACUCCUUUCAUCUUAUUCCUUCCAUCAUUGUUUUUUUUCAUACUUGUUUGUUUGCUUUGUUUUUUUUUCUUUCUCUCCUUCCUUUCUGUUUCUUUCAUGCUUGUUUUCUUUCUUUCUUUUAUUCCUUAAAAAUCAUUCAGGUUUUCUUUUAUUGUUUUUUUUUUUUGGUUUGUUUUUCUUUUGCUUUUUCCAUGACCCAUUCUCUUUUUUCUUGGUUGCUUUUUUGUUUUCUGUUGUUUUUUUUUCUUUCUUUCUUUCUUUCUUUCUUUCUUUCUUUCUUUAUCAGUGAUUACAUGCUCUUCUCUGUUAAAUAACACUUUUAAUCAGUUUAUUAUUAGUCUUGGAUUGUGUGGAGUGUCUGUUAUAAACCAGUUGUAACUAGGCUGUAGAGCUGCUGUUACAUAAAAUUAAUCAACACCUUCUGAGCAAUCAGAUUUGAAAAUUCCACAGCACUGUGGUAUAGUGAUAAAUGAUUAUAAUCACUAUAAUUUUAUCACCAUGUAUGCUAUUAAGAUAAAGGCCUGAGUAAGUGAUGCAUUGAUGUUGCCUUCAGUCUUGCCCAGAAACGCUGGAACACAGGGGUGUUGACGAUAUUUUAAGGUAUCCAUGAAAACAAUGAUUUGUGUUUUGAUUAUCGGCACAUGCCUACUUUCAAUUUCUGUCUCAUCCAGUAUGAAUGAAUGAACGGUCUUGUCUGUGUUUUAUUGGAAGUUUGCUAAAUCAAUAAUGGCUACAGCACAGUCACAAAGGCACGGGACAGCACACGGACGUGCUCUAACACCGGGCACGAGGUCACAUCUGUAAGUGCUGGUAUUUGCUGUAGUAAUGACAUGAUGGUGGACUUUGUGUCUCUGUUUGAACUGCAGAAAUCCUGUUGUCCUCUUGACAUCUGCUGUCAUCCCUUCUGCCUUGCUAUCUACAGCAUGUACAACUUUAAUGCCAACAGGAAGUGACACAGCGAGAUGGACGGUACAAUCAGUGAGCUGAAUGGAGCAGGCCAGUUGGACCUCCUGUUAUGGAGGAGGAAGUUCAUAAAGUAUAAAGCAUUUGCUUGUGUUGACUGUGAAAGAUGAAAAUAAAAUCGUCAUGUUUUGCACUAUA